UGACAGCCGACCCGGAAGUUCAAGCCAGUAUCCAGCUAGGGUCCAAAUAUUCUCUCGUUUAUUUUAAAAUAAGCAUCUGUCCAAGUUUUCACUCCCUGAAGCCUACACCGUCUGGUCUGUGUUGCUUGAGUUUAAACGCAAGACAGAGCAUGUUUACCUGUGUGUUUGGAAACAUCUUCCGGAAACGAAACCCUGAGUAAUCGGUCGGAAGUGAUAGGAGGGAGGGGAAGUCGCUGACGCCGAGGCCGGGCGGGCGGCUGGGAAUGGAAGGGAACUGACUGACUGCGGAGAAGUUGCCCCGGGAUUUCGCGCCGAGCCCCCUGCCCCGGAAAGCCCGCCGGGGAGGAGUGAGGAUCCCAGAGGUCACCACAUAUUGUUAAUAUUGCAUUCGUACCGCCUUCCUUCUCAUGUUCUGCAGUGACUCAGUCGAUGCUAAGGCCACGCAUACAUUUCUGAAAGUUAUUCAAUAGAAGUCUUGGGGUGCAUUUUCAUUGAUUAAAAAUGACUACCCUUGGGAGUUUAGAAACUAAAGUCACCCUGACUUCAACCCCAAUCAGAGGAGCAGGAGAUGGAAUGGAAACGGAGGAGCCGCCUAAGGCUGUUGAAGUCACCUCUGCAGUCCAGCCUGUGAAGCCCCACGUCCUUCCGAGUCCACGAAGGAAAGCGGUCGCCCCAGAGAACCCGGGAGUCCUGCAGCUGGGCAAGAUCCUCACCGAGAAAGCGGUGGAAGUCGAGGCUGUAAGAAUAUUGGUUCCCAAAGCUGCUAUCACCCACGUUGUCCCCAACAAGAAUGCCAAGGGUAAACCUCUCACACGUCAGAAAGGGGAGCUCUCUGGUCAGUCCGAGGGAGCGGCCGAGCCCCGGAAGGAGCUCGCAGAGGUGAAGAGCAGCCUGGAGAAGCUCAGGAACUCAGAAAGGAGGCUGCUGCAGGACCGAGAGGGCCUUUCCAACCAGCUCCGUGUGCAGACGGAGGUCAAUCGCGAAUUAAAAAAGCUGCUGGUGGCUUCUGUUGGUGACGAUCUUCAGUAUCACUUUGAACGUCUAGCCCGUGAGAAAAAUCAGCUUAUUUUGGAAAAUGAAGCCCUAGGUCAGAACACAGCUCAGCUUGCCGAGCAGUUAGAACGGAUGUCAAUACAGUGUGACGUGUGGCGAAGCAAAUUCCUCGCGAGCAGGGUUAUGGCGGAUGAGCUGACCAAUUCCAGGGCAGUUCUGCAGCGUCAGCACCGGGACGCGCAGGGUGCGCUCCAGGACCUGCUGAGCGAGCGGGAGCAGCUGCGCCAGGGAAUGAAAGCCACCCACACUUUGCUGGAGGAGCUGCUGGUCUCCCUGCAGUGGGGAAGAGAGCAGACUUACUAUCCUAGCGCCCAGCCGCACAGCACAGCGGAACUAGCGUUAACCAAUCACAAGUUGGCAAAAGCGGUAAAUGCUCAUCUUCUGGGAAAUGUUGGAACUAACAGUCAAAAGAAGAGUCCACCAGCAGUUGAAUUCUGCAGCACCCCAGCGGAGAAAAUGGCUGAAACGGUGCUACACAUUUUGGACCCCGCUACCAGUACAGAAAGCUCACCUGAUAAUCCGUUUUCUGAGUCUUCACCAACCACCUUACUUGCCACCAAGAAAAAUAUUGGGCGAUUUCAUCCCUACACCAGAUAUGAAAACAUCACCUUCAACUGCUGCAGCCACUGCCAGGGAGAGCUUAUUGCCCUCUAAUGUGGCAUCGGGCUUGCUGCAGGCCCGAGCCUGCCACCAGGAGUCAUUCUUAUUUGGAGCGGGGUUCCUAGAAUGCUGGAAGUAAUCUCACUUUCUACUUAAAUGGUGUUUCAUGUACGAGACUCCAGGUUACCCUUUUUUUACUAAAUGUCUCAGGGUCAGAACAGACAAAGCAGUGCAAAUACAUAGAGUGGAGAACGCUUCCCAGGUAUACACGAUGCUUCUCCUAAUGGGCUUUAAAAGGAAAAAUGAUAUACCUUCUUUUAGGCCCCAAAUCAUUAUCUCGCUAUAUAUUUUAUAUGAGUAGAUUUAAUUUUGGUAAUCACAAUCAACGACUGGCAGACUAUAGCCAUGGGCCUUAGGCAGCCACACCACCGUCACUGCUGUCUGCGGGGGCUCUUGUAGUAACACAGAGAGCUCCACGGAGGAGACAGGCUGCAAAGCCUAAAAUAUGUCCUCUUCGUCCCCUUACUGACCAUACUCUAAAUAAUCAGCAGAGGGAUGGGGAGGAAGUGUUUUUCCCCUUUUCGGUGAAUUUAGGGGGCCGGGCGCUACAAAGGAAGCUUAGGAAAUACAGUAGGUUGAAGGGAUAAAUCUUUUAAAAAGAAAUGCUGUAUAUUAGGAAAAUUAGGAAUUGACAGCUACAUUAACAAGAGCUUCAGCAAAAUGUGUUCUGUUUUUGUGCAGAGGAUUCCAUAUUUUGAGUGGAUGCCACUUGAUAUAUAUA
This is a messenger RNA of Pipistrellus kuhlii (Kuhl's pipistrelle), 2434 nucleotides long. RefSeq names its product basic leucine zipper nuclear factor 1 (gene BLZF1). Gene Ontology annotation, biological process: Golgi to plasma membrane protein transport; Golgi organization. Gene Ontology annotation, cellular component: Golgi membrane. The coding region runs from base 502 to 1707 and encodes 401 amino acids. Lineage: Eukaryota; Metazoa; Chordata; Mammalia; Chiroptera; Vespertilionidae. The record is from RefSeq and is a predicted model, not a curated record. The transcript is spliced from 8 exons.